Penicillium subrubescens is the source of this 801-nucleotide messenger RNA. RefSeq lists its product as uncharacterized. Gene Ontology annotation, cellular component: lipid droplet; ascospore wall; prospore membrane. The transcript has 3 exons. The coding region runs from base 1 to 801 and encodes 266 amino acids. Lineage: Eukaryota; Fungi; Ascomycota; Eurotiomycetes; Eurotiales; Aspergillaceae. The record is from RefSeq and is a predicted model, not a curated record.
AUGUCGGACAAGCUGAAGAAUAUGGCCAUGGCCGAGGCCAAUAGUGCCAGUACAGCAUCCCGAGAUGUCCUCAAAUCGGGCGCUUAUCUGUACCCGAUCAAGGGUAUAAUCUACUUCGCCACCCAUAAAGGUCUCUGGGGACCCUUCAUGUCUCGCAUCGGGCGCACCAUCGGCCUAGGAAUGGGUGUUACGUCAUUCAUGUUCUUCUUCACCUACGUGCCUCAGAUGGCCAUCAUGGCCUUCACAAGUGGCCCAUUAGCCGCGAUUUCCGCAGCGUUGCUUGUUCUUACCGAGAGUGCUACAAUCACCAACCUUCUAUCGCGCUCCUUUGUGGUCGAAGAUGCGCUCAUUGACACGUUCGAUGGGACGCUGGUUGCCCGCGGCCAGGAGCCUCUAGUCGCUCAGGGACGUCAACUCAAACCUCAAACCGGGGGCAGGGAUUCGAUAGCUAGACUGGGCAAGAUUAUCUCGCGACCACUUGCGAGAUUUACUCCCCAGGCAAUCAUUAGAUCGCUGAUCUAUUUGCCAUUGAACCUGAUCCCCGUGGUUGGAACAGUACUCUAUAUCACUGUUCAGGGAAAACGUGUUGGCCCACAACUGCACACACGGUAUUUCGAGCUGAAGGGCUGGAACGCCCGGCAAAGAGAGGAAUGGAUUGCGAACAAUCGGGGAGCUUAUACCGGACUGGGGAUGGCAGCAUUUGCUCUGGAAAUGGUACCAUUUGCCUCAAUUGCUUUCUCAUUUACUAAUGCUGUUGGAGCGGCCCUAUGGGCGGCGGAUCUAGAAAAGGCUUCAAAAUAG